AUGGUUUCGUUUGUAAAUCCAUCAGGAAAGAAGUUUAGAUCAGGGAAAGACGUGGAAAGGUACAUGAUAGAAAAUAACCUUUGGGAGAAAGUGAAACGGGUGAAUCAAGUCGAAGUCGAAGAUGAAAUUACCCACUCGAGAGAUGGUUGUGAUGACGAGGCGGUCGACGCAUGUGAGAUUAAUGUCGACUCUGAUACCAGCGACGAAGAAUUUGCGCCAACUGAAGUCAGUUUUAAUGAUACAGAUCUCAACAGCAAUCAAGAGUAAGUAGAAAAGUUUGGCUAUUUUCCACAUGAUACCUCAUUUGUUUUGAUAGAACGUUAUUACUUAUUUGUUGUUUGGUGUAGUGUGUAAAAUAGAUCAUACGGCAUACUUGUACCGAAGCCAAGCAAGGCACACACAACUCACAAGUUCUGGUCUAUAAGAGUGAAAGACUAAAAGCAACAUUUUUCCCGACCCCUGCUACUGAUUUCCCGACGAAGGACCUUUGCUCGAAAGGUUGAAUUUCAUCUUGUUUUGUUCAGGUAGUUGCAUCCCAACCAACCGAAUUCAAAGUAUUGUUAUUAGUGGUACUACCUACACGCCAACAUACCGUUCAACGAAAUAGAUACAGGACUAUUAGGGGUAUUUUGAUUGCGAGAAUAUGCGCAUUUCCCUCUACGUUAAUUUGCAUUUAUUUGCAUGUGCAUAUGCAUUGCAUAUGACGGGAAAUGAUUGCUUGGCAGACAAUGCAUGGAAAUUCACAAGUUCAAACCAAACACAUUUCACAUUUUCGCUCAGUAAUAUAUACUUGAGCCUAAACAAUAAUUUAUCAGUAUGCGAAAUACAGAUGUUUAGGCUCUACAUCUGUUGUAUAUUGUGAGCAACUUUAUAGUCGUUUUAGCCAGAAAAUAGCUGAAACAGGGCCUGGUUCUUUGGAUUGACCAAGUUGCGAGAGGAAAUGACAUAUAUAAAUACCUAUAUAAACCAAUAUGCCAUUGAGUAGGCCAAAUAACCCCUUUCCCCUUAUGUCUAUAUGUGUACUUCUCUGUUUUUAUACCUACAAUAUUUUGCAGGAUAAGCAUUUGUGAUGGUCUUUUCGUUGGUAUGGCCUCAAGCAUUGUUUCUUUGGUUAGUGAUUUCAACAAGUAUUUCUGUUGCCCAUCAAAUGCUGGACAGUGCAAAGGUAGGAUUACAUUUUGCACCUUUUACCACUGUAAACGAAACUGAAAAUGACUGAUUGAUAAAUUUGUUAGCUUCACUAGGGCAAAAUAAGGAAUAUCUCAGGUUUCUCAUCUGAAGUUUAUUAAAAAAGUAAUCCAAUCUCAAAAUAAGAUAUAUACAGUGACAAAUGGGAUAUACCCAUGGUUUUUAUGUAAUGCAAUAUACUGUAUUAGCUCUCGGUAUUUAUUUUUUGUAUUAGCUUUUCGGUAUUCAUAAAAUAGUUUGGUGUUCUUCCGAACAUAUCCGCAUGGGAACCAUUGGACUUUGGAAAUAUUUUUCUAUCUCCAUCUAAAAAUUUUGAAAAAGUAAAAUGCGGCACCAUUUUUAUACGUGGACACUGAUGAGAAACCGGGAUAUUUUUAUUUGGCAUAAUGCAAGCUCUGUUAUAAAACAUUAAUUUGUAUGCUUCUAGGAAAGCUUGUACUUAUUGCAACAAAUAAGAAACGUCGUGGUGGCUCCAUGAAGUUCCUCUUUCGUUGCAACGGCUGUUGGAAAGAGGAAAUCUGCUAUAGGAGCAGCCAGUUGGCUCUGAAUUCCAGACGACAGUUGGUGUCCUUAACCUUGUCUUUAGCAUUUUUUGUUAGUGGUCAUGGUUAUGCAAGUUACCGUAAAACACUAGGAAGGGGUCUCGGGUUGGAAGUUCUUUCAGAAAAGCCUUUUUUAGAAAUUAUACAUCAUGCCUUCCCUUUUAUAAAAGCAAUUUUAGAUGAGAUAUGUGAUGAUGCAAAGCAUCAAAUGAAAGAACUCUCAUCAGAUGUUUUAGGCUCUUGGUCUCGUGCUGUUACCACAUGUGAUGGUUGUUGGCAAAUCAGGGGGUAUUUUAGUCAAAAUUGCACCUUUAUUAUAAAAAACUAUCUGACUGGUGGUCUUCUUUAUUAUGGCCAUCUGUCAAUGAGAGGUGCAGACAGUAUUUGUGAUGAGGAGUUAUGGCAGGGCACAGCAAAGGCUGCAGAGGGUCACUUGGCUCAAGUCUUAUGGGCCAAAGCAAAGGAGGAAGAUAUGAUGGUGGAAGUGAACUGGCAAGAUGCCGACUCCUCAUCUGCAUUAGGUUUCAGAUACUCAUUUCCCAAUGAAUUAGAAUCCAAAGUUAUGUUGUGUGGGGGGCAUGUGGGAAGGGCCCAUGGUAAGAAACUCCAAGAGCUUCAAACGAAAUUAUCUGUUACUAAUCAGUUCAUCGCCCUUCACAAAGAGCAGUUCCCUAAUAUAACAUCGGUGAAAUGCUGUUGUGUUGGCAAAAAGCAUACGUUUGUUUCUAAAAAGAACAAACCUGCAUGUGGUUGCAUCGGUCCUGGAUUUAUCCACAGUGCCAAAAGGAACCAUUACUGUGCUCUUGUUCAAGCUGGUAACGACCCUGAAAAAUACAGGGCAACCAUGCUCACCCUUGGCAAGUACCACUGCAGGGACAUACAUCAGUGGGAGGGUGGGUCAUGUUCUUUUCAUCCGUUAGUAAAGUGUAGCUGUAAAAAGUGUGAUGUUGAUGAAAAUGGGUUUUGCCCAGAUAUGAAAUGCUCUGGAGAGCCAUACCACUCUGCUCAUGUCCUGAAGUGUGACUUUCAUGGGCUUUUAUAUGAGAUUGAGUGUGCUCGCAGAGCUAAAGAUGCAGAGAAUGUCAUAAACCCUGAAUUAGGUAAGUGUCAUUCUAACCUUCCCGAGUCAUCAUUUAGUGUCUUGACUAAGUUCCAGGCUAAGGACAUCAACCUGCAUCAGUUGCACUACCAGGCCUCUACGAACCUUGGCUUACUACAGUCAUGUAUGACCUGGUGUUACAAAGUUAAAGGUGCUGAAUACCACUGGAUAUUGGAGCUGUAUUCAAGGAUGGGAUUACCCAUUAUUGAUGGUAUUCAAGCAAUGGUAUGCAUUGUAAAAAUGUGGUGUAUACUUUUAUGUAUUAAAUUGUAUUUCCACUAAUAUUUCCAAAAAUCUAAGUGCCGAACUUACCUGGAUUAACAAAAAUUGGCUGGACGAUAAGUAUUUAUUGAUUUGUUGUUGUUGAAUUUUUAUGAUCGCAGUGUCAGCAUGACAACGAAAAGCGGAUGAAGAUGCUGGAAAAGAAAAGAAGUGCCGAAGGGAAGAAGAAGAGGGUGAAGACAAAGGUUGACCGUGCAGAGGAACAGAAACUAAGGUAUAUCAUUGUUUCUUGACUAAAACUAUUAUAGCAAAGCAAUGGAAUUGAGAUUCUAUUUUUGGUGGUCUCUGUAGGGUGAUACAACUACCUGAAAAGACAAAUAGAACUUUGCCGUUCUGAGCAAAGGCCCUCCAUCUCAAUGUGAGUAGCGUGGAGCAGGAAAACAAUUUUGCUUUUAUAUUACUGAAUAUAAAAUUAUGAAAGCUUUUAUAUGCAAUAAUAUGAAAGUGCCAAGCCACUCAAUUGGCCUUUGCUCGAAAUGUUGAAGUUCUAUUUAUAUUUCUCAGGAGGUUGUAUACCAUAACCUACACAGAUCACCGCUUGUAUUCGUCGCUACCUACACUGGUACCCACCAUUCAACAUUUUUUGUACAUGUUGUCUUACAUAUCUCAUACUUAUUUUUAAUGUUAGGAAGAAAUAUACCAAGAAGUGCCAGAUACAGCAUUCGUAUGGUGAUGAGGAUAAUGGUAUAGAUGAAGAGGUAGCCAAGGCUGUAACUGAGAGGGCUAUCAAAGAAGGCGAAGCACCCGGUGUUGUCCUCCCAGAUGGUGUGGUGACUCCACCUUUGGGUGCAAAUAUUGUAAUUGGUGGGAAAAAUUGCAAAUGGUGUGGCAGCACGACUCAUGUAAGGCGGAGCCACAAAGACUGCCCUCAUAACGUUAAAAAAGAUAGCUAA
Molecule: messenger RNA, 4004 nt
Organism: Paramuricea clavata
Lineage: Eukaryota; Metazoa; Cnidaria; Anthozoa; Malacalcyonacea; Plexauridae
Source: the annotation of a GenBank genome assembly